This is a messenger RNA of Chrysemys picta bellii (western painted turtle), 3299 nucleotides long. It is a transcript of the gene ECD, whose product is annotated as ecdysoneless cell cycle regulator. Lineage: Eukaryota; Metazoa; Chordata; Testudines; Emydidae. The record is from RefSeq and is a predicted model, not a curated record. Gene Ontology annotation, cellular component: nucleus.
CCUCCGCGAUCGAGCUUCCCACGUUCUCCGGCCUCGGGUGGCGGGUGGCCUACGCCGCCCGCACUCCCCUGGGGGCGCCAGGCCGGGCGGUCUAACGCUCGCACUCGCGCGCCGGGGCCUCGCCAGGCGCUCUGCGCCCGCAGCUCCCCGGGAAGCCGCUGCGGUUGGUCGGGUCAGGGUGUCCGGGCUGGGCGCAGUAGUCACGGGGGUGUCGGAAGCCGCUGGUGCAGUUUGCGGAGAAGAGGCCGCGAGGCAUUAGCCCUGCGCGGAGAAGGGCAGCGGGACCCGCUCCCUUCUGUGGCUGUGAUGGUGGCCACGUGGGGGUGGAGGACACUUUAUAAAAGUUCAGAAUGGAAGGGGAGCUGAGAUUGGCAACUGUAGACGAUGCAGUGCAGUACCAACUCUUUCUGAUACCUCUUGAACCAGGUGACCCAGACCAACACAGAGAAGUUCUUCAGCAGUACAUUGAGAGGAUAUUGGCCCAGUUUGCACCAGUCUUAGUUUCUUAUAUCUGGCAAAAUCAACCUUUUAAUCUCGAAUACAAACCUACUAAAGGAGAUAUCCCUGCACAUAUUGGUGGUGUGACUAAAUUUGGGGAUAAUAUUGAAGAUGAAUGGUUUAUUGUGUACCUCAUACAGCAAAUAACAAAGAAGUUUCCAGAAUUAGCAGCAAGGGUUGAUGACAAUGAUGGUGAGUUCCUGCUGAUAGAAGCAGCUGACUUCCUCCCAAAGUGGUUAACACCUGAAAAUAGUGCCAAUCGGGUUUUUUUCCACCGAGGAGAAUUGUGCAUCAUCCCACAGCCAAAGACUCCUGGAGAGGAGCCUUGGCUACCUGACACCAAUCCAACAAUCCUGCAGACAUUAAUGCUAUUGUCCGCACACCCAGAGGACUUCCUGGCCACAAAAUCUAUUAGAACAGCAGUAUAUAAACGCAUCAGUGGGUAUCCUGAGAAAGUCCAGGCCUCCCUUCACCAAGCCCACUGUUACCUUCCAGUGGGCAUUGUGGUAGUGUUGAAGCAUCGCCCUGCACUGGUAGCUGCAGCAGUCCAGGCCUUUUAUCUGCGAGAUCCCAUUGACUUACAAGCAUGUCGCCCUUUCAAAACUUUCUUGCCCAACACACGUAUUAUGACUUCAGUCACAUUCACUAAAUGUUUAUAUGCACAAUUAAUGCAGCAGAAGUUUGUUCCAGACAGACGCAGUGGAUAUACAUUGCCUUCUCCUGUACACCAUCAGUACAAAGCACAUGAGCUAGGCAUGAAACUGGCUCAUGGCUUUGAAAUAUUAUGCUCCAAGUGCAAUAAAGUUUCUCCUGAUUCCAAGAGGCAAGUAUUAAACACCCCCUUUUGGGCCAGUUUCCUCAACAGCCUGAAGACAAAUAAUUAUUUCAAGGGAGAACUGGAAGGAUCUGCUAAGUACCUGGACCAGCUGCAUAUGGCAGAGAAUUACUUCCAGCAGUCUAUCAAGCCUGAAAGCUCUGUUGCUAUGAGUCCAGGUGAAGAAAUCUUGACCUUGCUACAGACGUUGUCCUUUGAUUUGGAUGAACUUGAAAAAGAAGCUGCCAGUCUUCCUCCUGAGGAUGAUGAUGGUUGGUUGGAGAUCUCUCCAGAUGAUCUGGAUCAGAUCCUGAGUGAGGCAUCAGGUAGAAAUGAGUCAAUUCCUCCCUCAAAUGAGGAAGAUCAGAAGUAUGAUUUGGCAGAGGUCACUGAAAGCAUGAAGGCUUUUAUAUCUAAAGUCUCAACACAUGAAGGAGCAGAAACUCCAUGGUCACCUGCUGAGGCCUGUGUCACCUUUGAUGUUGACUCUUUUACAAAUGCUUUAGACAGAAUAUUAGGCGCAGACUCAGAAGAGCUGGACUCAGAUGAUCUGGAUGAGGAGGAGCAGUUUGAGUUCUUGGACAGCGAUGAAGACUUGGAUUCUGAAGCCCAUGGUCAAGAGGAAAAGGCAUUGCCAAACAAAAUGAUAGGAAGUCUCAGAUCAUACAUGGAUGACAUGGACUGCGAACUGACGCACACCAAUGUUGGUAAAAGCUUCGUCACCCCAAGGAAAGUGGCUAGUUCUGCUAAAGAACCUCUGUCUCGAGAUGCUGACUGCGCCUUAGAAGAUGAUUCUGAUGCAGGAGAUACUGAUUUGACACCUGUGGAUGUAGAUCUGAACCUAGUGACUAACCUGCUGGAAUCAUAUAGUGCUCAAGCUGGACUUGCAGGACCUGCCUCUAACAUCCUACAGAGUAUGGGGGUGCAUUUACCUGAAAAUUCAGACCAUAGAUGCAUUAAUAGCAGAGCAACGGAUUAAUCUGUUAUCCUGGUUCAGAGGCCGGUUUGUGCUUCUAAUCCCAUCCUGCAGAGUAGCAAUGGUAUAGCAGACACUAUGAAUGGUUUCAGUACUAAACACUUCAAUAUGUUUUACGUGGCUUUAGAUGUGUGUGCAAAAUACUUACCUGAUAAAAGUUUGUCUGAUUUGUUAAAUGCAAAAAGUUGCCUUGGGAAUAAAGCACAGUUUUCUCUUGUGCUAGUAUAUUUUAGAAAAAUUGUAAAGAUUGUUCUGAUUUGAAUGAAAAUUUCCUAUCUCUAUUAUAAAAGCUGUGUAUCCAAUAUAAAGAUCAUAAUCUAGGUGAUACUGGCACUCUGGGAAGACUCCAGGUCUUGCUUUCUUUUUCUUGGCCACUCACAAUUUUUUUGUCUCUUUUAGCCAUUAAUAAAUGUUUCAUUUUAGUGGCUAAAAUGUGGAUGAGAUGCAGAUCCUCUUGAAAUGCUGCUAUGUCAAGAAGGAUAUAAUAGAGAGAUCACACACCAACAGUAGUACCCUCUUCUGUCUUCUACUUUUUGCUGUUGAUAUGCACAAGCAUCUGUCUGCCCAAAAAGCACCCACCGACGCACACAGUUUCUAAAGUACGAAAGCUUCAGUGUAAGCAGUUUUGAUGAGUAGUGAAAACUAUACAGAUUUCUUCAAAUAAUGGAGAAUUGUAGAUUUACCAGCCUGGGUAUUUUAAUACAUUUUUCUAUAAGCAUUUUUCUAAUUUAUUUAAAUAAAGAUAUACAAAAGUACAACUUGGUUGCUGUAACUUUUUUUCCUUUGAAGUUGCACUUAUUUUUCUCCAGUUAGUACUGGACAUCCUCAGAAUAAAAAACAUUUCUUAACACCAUUGUAUUUGAAAGAAAGCUCGUGACCAAACUUGGCUUUUGUUUAUUUGAACUACCUCAAGUGGCUGAAAAAUGAUUUUGUGCCAACAGUAUCUGUAUGUGGGCCCAAUCUGAACAAGUCUGUCUUGCUUUAAUAAAAGUUUAACUGGAAGACAUCCAA